AUGUCUGACCCAAGCUCUAUUAAUGGUGGUAUUUGUGUUGCCAUGACUGGUAAAGACUGCGUGGCAAUUGCUUGCGAUUUGCGUCUGGGAAGUCAGUCUCUCGGUGUGUCGAACAAAUUCGAAAAGAUUUUUCCAUUUGGACACGUAUUUUUGGGUUUGACAGGUCUUGCCACCGAUGUUUUGACCCUGUCGGAAGUGUUCAGAUACAAGACCAAUCUUUAUAAAUUACGGGAGGACAGAUACAUCGAACCUCAGACGUUUACACAGCUGGUUUCUAGCACGCUAUAUGAGAAGCGGUUUGGUCCUUACUUCACGGGCCCUAUCGUUGCAGGGAUCAAUUCGAAGACCGGAAAGCCAUACAUUGCAGGCUUUGAUCUUAUAGGAUGCAUCGACGAAGCGAAGGACUUCGUUGUGAGCGGAACCGCGUCGGAACAAUUGUUUGGUAUGUGCGAGUCUCUUUACGAGCCAAACCAGGAAUCCGAAGAUCUGUUCGAGACCAUAAGUCAAGCGCUAUUAAAUUCUGCUGAUCGUGAUGCCCUUUCGGGCUGGGGUGCUGUUGUCUACAUCAUAAAGAAAAACGAAGUUAUCAAGCGUUACUUGAAGACAAGGCAAGAUUAA
Messenger RNA from Lachancea mirantina, 618 nucleotides. NCBI's taxonomy places the organism in Eukaryota, Fungi, Ascomycota, Saccharomycetes, Saccharomycetales, Saccharomycetaceae. The record is from the annotation of a GenBank genome assembly.